AUGUUUCUUCAUGAUAAUUCUCUUCCGCUUAAAAGAGAUGACAAGAGGUGAGCAUUUAAAGCCUAACGGAUUGUCUCGAUUUUGUUAUAUACCAUGUGUUCAUUAUGAUUGUGACUAUGCAGUCUGCAGCAUUCAUCAAAUAAAGUAACUGGACAAAGACCAUUAGCUCCUUGUUGCUUGGAACAGUGAAGGACAGCUGUUUUCAAUGUUUGGUAUAUUCUUAAUUCUUGGCUUGCCACCACGUGACAUGGCGGCUAUGUUGGGGUCAGGACAAUAGAAUGUUUUCUCGAAGAAUUUACGUGAAAAUAGAGUUUAGUUCCCACAGGAGAGAAAUGCUCAUGUUCUUGACCACCCGCAUGGCCGCCAUGAUGUCACAUGCAAACCAGCAAUGUAUAUUAAGAAAUUUGUGUAUUAAGUAACGUUGAUUUUCUAGUUAGUUCUAAUUCUUUUCAUUUUUCCUCAGUGACAAAGUGAAAAAAGCCUGUAAGAUUCACGAUGAAUAUUUUAUGGUCAAAGGUUUGGUGUUGCCUAAAGAAACUUACUCAUCUAAUAGAAAUCCAGUUACUGGAGCCUACCCUUCAAACCAAGGUUUGGUAUCACCAAUUCAUAUUCUUAUUCUUAUUGUAGACAUGAACUAGCAAUAGAAACACAGCACUAGAAAGUAAGCAAGAAAGUAAUUGAUAUCAUGUAACAUUUGCUUAUGUUAUCUCUUUUUUUUCUAUUGUCAGUUUCAGAUAUCCCUCCACUUAUUCAAGGAUCGCAUCCUUAUCCUUCUGCUCCAGGUGACGUGUGGUUACAUAUUUGCCAAGUUUUCUGGAUUAUCCUGGAGUCUCCUGGAUACUGCACUAAUCUCCUGUGUCUCCCUGGAAAAGGGAGACUUUUGAGCUUGACUGUGCCUUAGUUUGGAAUUUAUUCAUUUUUCCAAAAUAUGAACAUUUUUUUGACUCAUUUCAUCUCUGACAAAGAUUGUUUCAUCAGGAAUUUCUAUAGAUUAUUUCAUGAUGAAAUAAUUAUUAUUAUUCUAAUUAAAAAUAUGGCCUUCAUCAAAAGUGCCCUAAAAGUAUGACAGGUUUCAUAAACCUUUUAAGUUUCUGGUGUAUGUAAAACAUAUUCAGUGCUUCUGGUUCUUUGGAAGAAAACAAUUAUAUACUAUUUUUUUUGCUUCAAAUUGCAUUUGUCAGUAUGAACAUUUUCAGUUUAACAUCUUGCUAAAGUGCACCUUGCAAAUAACUAAGAACAUUAAAUUUAAAUCAACAUCCACAAGGGACAUCAUGCCAACUCUAAAACACAUAAAAUAUACAAGGUGAUAAUAAAAGCUAAAACUACAAGUAGAAACUUAUAUAAGUGGCUAGCAAAGGAUAACACAUAAGUUUGGAACUUUUUUGUGAUUAGCCACUGUAAUACAAUAUUAUUAAAUUAUAUUCCUGUGUUCAUAGUUUUCCUUUGAAUAUAACCUUCACUAUAGGUGUGACAUUAACAUCAGAAACAAUGGCAAACAGAAAUCAUCCAUCACAGGCUGGAGUACAACAACUAAUGGCUAAUCUUCCAGGAGAGUGAGUACACUGAAAAGCUUUAUUUGCAGUCAUAUCUACCAGAGCUUAUGAGCUCCAAAUGUGCAAAGAAAGUUCUUUAUUGUUCAUCUCCCCCCAAAACACAUGUGUCAACUAUUUUUCUUGUGUAUGUCAAAUUAUUGAACAAAAUAACUCUCAACUGGUAUAUUUUAGUCUCCAAGCUGGCAGAAAGAGCGCAGGCAUCAUGGACAUACAACAGAAAGCACUUGCCUCAGGUGGAAAAGAACGACUUGGCCCAUCCUCAAAAGCAUUAGUAGCAACAGGAGGAACAAAAUCAUCAACAGCAUUGGUACAACAAAAGAAAGCAGCAACACUUCCAAAACCACAAUGGCAUCCACCAUGGAAACUAAUGAGGGUAGGCAUAUGACUUUCAGAUAUAAACCAUGGACUUCUUAAUGUGGCUUAUAUUGACUUCUGGGUCUACACUAAAUCAGUAAUCUAUAGCAAUCAAUAGAAUCGCAAGUUCAAUAGAGCAAAGUGUUUAUAAUGUAAUAUUAAGAACCUCUACACCGCACAAUGGCCUCCUGCACCCGCACCCCUUCCUUGCUGAAUCAAGUAAACUACAUUUAGACCCUGUUUACAUGGAGUGGGGGACCCCGGUCUAGUGGGGUAAGUUUCUUUUGUUUUGUGUCCUCUAGAGCGUGAAGACAAAAGAAACCAACCCCACUAGACCGGGGUCCCGCACUCCAUGUAAACAGGCCCUUAGUUACUUAUUUUGGGUAUUAAAUUGUCAUUAAGUAAUCACUAAAGUUUCAGCGGUGUUUUUUAGGUAAUCAGUGGUCAUACAGGCUGGGUGAGGUCUGUGGCUGUGGAGCCUGGUAACCAGUGGUUCGUAACAGGUUCUGCUGAUAGGACAAUAAAGGUAAUGAACAUUAUAUUAUUGUUACUAGGAUCAUUAUAUUCUGUAUUCAUGAGGUAAAGGACAAAACACAAACACAACCAUGGAUGGUAGAUUUAAUUUCAGAAGUGUUUUUUUUUACUGCGGACCUGCCAACCCCUGAUAAAGGAAAAUCUGGAGACUUAUGAAAAAAAUUUGGGAGAUUCUACAAAAAGUAGUGAGAUUCCAUUUUUUUCCCAAUCAAGAUAAAACAAACCCUUUAUCCAUUGGGGAAAUUAGCUGUUUAUUUAAAAAUUACCUUGUUUUUUUUAUAUUUGUGGUCCCUCUUGUAACAAGAUGCCACUUUUUCAUUGAUGACUUUGAGAGGCCAGGGAUGAGGUGAUCACUGGGAAGAAACUUACAGCAGUUAACUUCAUGGCCAAAAUGUUAGACAAAGUGCCAUCAAGGCUUAAAGAGGCACUAGCAUUCCCCAUGAAUCCCCCCCCCCCCCCACUUUUUUUCUUUCAACAAGGUAACAUUUUAUUUUGAACUGAUAUUUCCCAAAAAGCCCUGAGACUGGGAGUCUUGUCAUGAGGCCAUCAGAAAAGUUAAAAAAUAGUGAGACUCAUGGCAGAAUCGCAAGAGUUGGAAGGUCUGUUACUGGACAUCUGGUUUUUCAUUUUCAUGAUGAUGUUCGUUGUGAGUGAAUAAGAUUAUCUAUGAUUUAGAAACGAGACCAGAGGAUAAACAGACGCUUUUUUCCCUUACAAACAGGUGAUAGUUGCCUAGUAAUGAGAUGUUGUCAACUGCUAAAGAAAUGACUUAUUAUGCGAUAACAAUGCAAUGUAAUCAUGUACUGUCCUUCUGAUAGAUCUGGGAGCUUGGAAGUGGCAAAUUAAAAUUGUCGCUAACGGGUCACAUCAGCACUGUGAGGGGACUGGCUGUAAGUCCAAGACAACCAUAUCUCUUCUCUUGUGGAGAGGAUAAGCAAGUCAAGUGUUGGGACCUCGAGUAUAAUAAGGUAUAUACGUACAUCUAGAGAUUGCAUCAGUGUAAAAACAGACAGCUUUUAAAAAAUUCCAAGUAAUGACAAUUCAAUUAGGGUGAAACAGACUUUUAAGAUUUUGGAAUGGCAUUCUGCUAACUUGCCAGGAACCUGCACAUCCUAAAAAUAUUGGUAUGACUGUCAUAAUAUUUGUGUUAUUGUUUUAUGAGGUUUUUUCUUGUAUUUCCUUACAGGUUGUACGACAUUACCAUGGUCAUUUGAGUGCAAUCUAUUCUUUGGAUCUUCACCCAACAAUUGAUGUAUUGUUCACAUGUGGCAGAGAUGCAACAACCAGGGUAAAAAUAUAUUAUAUUAUCACUGCUCAGGAAGGAAAAUUUUGAGUCCAUAAUCAAGAAGUGGUUAAGAAUUGUUUCAUGUCACAAAAAUGUUUUGGUUUUUUAUGACAUUUUUCAACUAAGGACAGGCUACAGAUACAUGAAAUAUUUUUUACUUCUACCACAGGUUUGGGACAUGCGAACGAAAGCCUGUAUUCACACAUUAACUGGACAUACAAGCACAGUAGCAGUUGUAAGAUCACAGGCUGCAGAACCACAGGUAAUGUAGUUAGUAUUUACAAGGAGAACCUCUCUUGAAGUUGUGGAAGGUGCUGUUGGGGUGAAUAAAAAAAUCUGUGAGUCUCCUGAAGUCCUAAUAAUUUGAUAAUAGGGAGCUUUAGCAACGAUGGCGGGAACCGCAAGAAGAAUGUCAAAAAAACAGUAGGUUUGAUCGGCGAAACAACAACUCUACAUGUGCAUCACGUUUUUUUGUAAAUUUCUUUGCCGUCACUGCAUGACUACAAUGUAAAAGUCCCUAAAGAAACGAUUUAUGGAGGAUGUAAACACAAGACUACAAAUUUCUUUUUCUCUCUCUAAACCUGGGUGCAGUAACCAAGAAAUCAGUUCCAGGGAAAUUCACCUACAUUUGAGAUUUAACACAAGUCAGAAUAAUCGCGACAAAGUUUGAAAAAAAAGCAAAGUCUUUUAAAUAGUGAGGUUUUUGCUGUCAUGGCCAUCAUCGUUGCUAUAAGCUCCCUAAUUUUAUGCACAGCAGGCAGGAGGUGGCUUGAUUCCUUACCCAGGUCAUCUCGUUAAUGUUGUGCAACAGAAAUACUAGAUCUUAUUUGUAUAAACACGGGAUACAAUCAUGUGAUGUGUCCCAUGCAAGAAAGAUCUAGAACAGUACUUAACUUCUGGUGGUUCAUUUCCUUUUGUAAAAUGAUACAUACAUACUGUUCAAGCCAUUUAUAAAUCCAUAAAAUGUGGACUGGACUGAAAAUGAAGUCAUUCAAUUGUUAAAUUUCAUCAGUCAGUGCAUGGCUCAUUUUUCAAUGGUUUUAUACUGUUUUGUAUUUUAUAGGUUAUAACAGGAAGCCAUGAUUGUACUAUUCGUCUGUGGGACUUGGCAGCUGGCAAAUCUAAAGUUACACUGACAAAUCACAAAAAAAGUGUUAGAGCACUAGUCUUGCACCCAACUCAGUAAGUGUCACUAAGCACUGUGUUGAUUACAAACACAGUAUAUAGUUUAAAAAAUACCCAGUGGUUAACAUUUAGUAUGCACUGAGUACUUGAAACCUGAUACACAUAAUUCUGGGUUAAUGUCAAAUCACAGGGUAAGCUUAAGUUUCCUUUGCUUAUUGCAUUAAUACAGUGUAGUUUGGCUUUAGUCGUGCCUUUAAGCUAACCUCUGCUCUUUCAAUAUUAUUGUACUUUAUAGAUUUUCAUUUGCAUCAGCUUCACCAGACAACAUUAAACAGUGGAAGUUUCCAGAUGGUAACUUCCUUCAGAACCUUAUUGGACACAAUGCUAUUGUAAAUUGUAUGGCAGUCAACUCAGAUGGAGUUUUAGUAUCAGGAGGUGGGUAUAGUUAUGUAAUCAUCUCUGAAAAUUCUGUUUAUCCAUGAGAAGGACAUAAUGGUUCUAUUCCCUUAUUUUUGUAAUCCUAACCUUAAUACUACCUAUGGUUAAAAAAUAUUAAUUACUACUCUUAAAACAAGUAAAAAAAGUAAAAAUGGAUGAAAAUAGUAAAGAAAUUAAUCUAGCUGAACCAAUAUUGGUGAAAAAUGCAGCAUGUCCUCAGUAAAACUAAUGUUUGAAAUGUCACGUCAGCAAUUGUGGUUUGCUUUCUUGUGGCAGUGGAAAUAUUUCUUGGUCAUGACAUUUCAACAAAAAGAUUUUUAUGAUCUGAUUUCUCUAAUUUCUACUCAAUUUAUCCAUGAGUGUUCUCCAUAGUUACUUUGACCAUAAGUUAAACUAAUACUGCUGUACUGUAUCAGGUGAUAAUGGCACGAUGCAUUUCUGGGAUUGGAAGACUGGCUAUAACUUUCAGCGUUCUCAGGCUUCUGUACAACCUGGCUCACUUGACAGUGAAGCUGGUAUCUUUGCCAUGACAUUUGACCAGAGCAGUAGUCGUCUCAUCACAUGUGAAGCGGACAAGACUGUGAAGAUUUACAAGGAAGAUGAUACAGCAGUGAGUAUUGGUCGAUUUCGCGCAGAAACAGGAAUGUCGCCAAGAGCCGGCUUAUUUCACUGGCUGCAAAACAGCUUACCACCAGCUUUUCCUAUGCCACAUCUGUGCAGAGAAAUGUCUAACCCCCACCUUGUUUGCUAAGUUUGAGAGCCACUGAACUGUUUAACAGAGAAUCAGAGCUCAUCUUGUUCCAGUUAUUUCAUUGCCCAUUGUUUCUGGCUUUACAAAGGCCAUCAACCCAACUUUAUGGCUUAAACCAAGCAACUUGGGGCAACGGGGGAAAUAAGCCUUAAUAAUUGAACCCUGCAUGCCCUCAGCCUCUUAAAUAUUAAAAAAAACCCUAGAGCUAUCACUUAUAAUGAUAACCUGUUCUUGUUUCAUUGUUCUCAGAGUGAAGAUACACAUCCGAUUAACUGGAAACCGGAGAUCUUGAAGAGAAAGCGAUAUUAGACUACAGUUUAUAGCUGAUGGAAUAGACAGACUGACAAACAUCUUGCCUGGCCAAGGUCAAUGAUGUUCAAACACCAGGAGGCCAAAAACGAUAGUGAAUAUUAUUUUAAUGACUGUAAAUAAAGUUUCUUUGUACAGAAAAGGAUUGAUUUUUCUCUUCUUUUUUGUAACAAAAAAUUUUGGAUUCCAAAGGGAAAUUUAAUUUUACCAGUAUGUUUGUCACUUGGGAUUAGUGUCUCUUCUCUUAUCCCCU
Porites lobata is the source of this 6602-nucleotide messenger RNA. The record is from the annotation of a GenBank genome assembly. Lineage: Eukaryota; Metazoa; Cnidaria; Anthozoa; Scleractinia; Poritidae.